AUGGUGCUCAUGGUCUACUACGGCUGGAAGAUGGCGGAUGAUUUGGACAAUGGUCGGAUCACGCUGAGUAAGAGGAUCGAUCGGUCCAAGUAUCGCUUGACAUUUGUGUUUGCGGUCUUGUUCUUGCUGGUGAAUUUCCACAUUGCGUCUCAAUCAGUCAGUAUCAUGAACCAAUUGUCCACGGCGGCCAAUGGCUUUGUCGCAUUGACUGACGACGUGGAAGCAAGAGAACCAGAUGAUGAUACUACUAUGGACGCUCCCAUGUUAUUACUGUUGGGGAAAAGAAGAAUGGGGAAGGGCGUGGUGUGGGACAACAACAACGACAAGAAUGACAACAACAAGAAACGUCCUUCCAUUGUCUUGUUUGGAGAUUCCUUGACCCAACGAGCGUUUGGGGAAAAUGGACAUGCUGGAUGGGCAUCGCUGUUGGCUGCAACGUAUUCCAGAAGAGCCGAUGUCACCAAUCGAGGAUUUGGAGGCUACAAUACACGACACGCCCUUCAUGUGUGGCCCACCGUGGAACAGGCGUACGAGGAGAGCAAUCAUAAUACUGUUCUCUUUAGCACCUUGUUUUUCGGAGCCAACGAUGCGGUUCUACCGGGCAAUCCUCAACAUGUUCCCUUGAAGGAGUACCGGGAGAAUCUCAUUCAAUUGAUUCACAAGAUUCGUGGCAAACUCCAUCAACAGGACAGCAGCAACAACCAACAGGACCAACCUUCAAAACCCAUUCUGGUCUUGACACCACCUCCGGUGGACGAGGAAGCAUGGUCAGCCUUUCGAAACCAUACCGAAAGCAAUCGAAUCAAUGCCGUCACGAGAUCCUAUGGCAAGAUGGUGCGGGAAGCGGUACACCAAAUACUACUACAACAAGAACAACAACAACUACAACAAUCAUCAUCGUGUCCUCCACUGGCCGUCCUGGAUACUUGGGAAUUGCUCCAAGGACACAACCAGACUGCCUAUUCUCAGUACCUCAGUGAUGGGUUGCAUCUGAAUGAACUGGGAAAUAGGAAAAUAUAUCAAGGGGUGAUGGAACUUAUUGAACGUGACUACCCACACUUGGCUCCCAAAACAGUGAAGGAUGCAGACGAAGGAGUUCCUUUGGAGGGUUUGCCAUGGCAAGACGUACCCAUUACAACAAUAGUGGACUACAAUAGCAGCAACAGCAACAACGACCAACCACAGGAGUCCACAUCAUGA
Messenger RNA from Seminavis robusta, 1200 nucleotides. The record is from the annotation of a GenBank genome assembly. Lineage: Eukaryota; Bacillariophyta; Bacillariophyceae; Naviculales; Naviculaceae.